AUGGCACACUUCGACAGCUCCCAGACCUCCGGCGAGCGUCAUACUCUUCAAUCCCUCCCAAAAUCCAAUGUCUUCACGCAGACCCUCCCAGCUGACGCUGCCUUCCCCACGCCAAAAGAUUCGCACAAUGCGCCGCGGCAAACCCUCGGCCCACGCAUGGUAAAAGAAGCACUGUUCACAUAUGUGCGACCAGACCCUCAAGGUGAAUCCGAACUGCUCGCCGUCAGUCAGCGCGCUUUACAAGACAUUGGGCUGAAGGACGAAGAGGCCGAGACCCAGGAGUUUAAAGAUGUUGUGGCAGGAAGAACGAUAUCAACGUGGAAUGAGGAACGGCCGGACGAAGGCAUAUAUCCAUGGGCGCAGUGUUAUGGCGGGUACCAGUUUGGACAAUGGGCCGGUCAGCUUGGUGACGGGCGGGCCAUCUCCCUGUUCGAGUCUACGAAUCCAGCAACGGGUACGCGCUACGAGAUACAGCUCAAAGGUGCAGGGCGUACACCAUAUUCUCGUUUCGCCGAUGGCCGAGCUGUGUUACGCUCUUCGAUCAGAGAAUUCGUGGUUUCCGAGUAUUUGAACGCGAUUGGUAUACCUACGACGAGGGCGCUGGCGCUCACACUGAACAAGGGAAGCAGAAUUGUGAGAGAAAGAGUGGAGCCUGGGGCGAUUGUCACACGUUUUGCGCAGAGCUGGAUCCGCUUCGGAACCUUCGAUCUCCAGCGUACACGUGGGGACCGCAAGACAUUACGAACCCUCGCAGACUACACAGCCGAGCACGUGUACGGCGGAUGGGAUGAGCUGCCCGGCAAACUCCCCUCUGGCGACGCGAAAGAAACCCACAACCAAACCACUACCGGCGUGGCGAAGGACACAAUUGAGGGCGAAGGCCUCGAAGCAGAGAACCGUUAUGUCCGUCUCUACCGCGCCAUCCUACGCGCCAAUGCCCUCACCGUUGCGAAAUGGCAGGCCUAUGGCUUCAUGAAUGGUGUCCUAAAUACAGAUAACACGUCUAUACUCGGCCUCAGCAUAGAUUUUGGUCCCUUCGCGUUCCUCGACAGCUUCGAUCCGACGUACACACCCAACCACGAUGAUCAUAUGCUACGGUACAGCUACAGAAACCAGCCGACGAUAAUCUGGUGGAACCUGGUACGGCUUGGCGAGGCGCUGGGUGAGUUGAUGGGCGCUGGUGCGAAAGUCGACGAGGCGAUAUUUGUUGAAAAGGGCGUCACGGAAGAAGAAGCUGACGAGCUUGUCAAGCGUGCCGAGGGCGUUAUCGACCGUUGUGGCGAGGAGUACAAGGCCGUUUUCCUCGCAGAGUACCGGCGCCUCAUGACCGCGCGUCUGGGUCUUAAGACACAAAAGGACUCUGAUUUCGAAGUCUUGAUGUCGGAGUUACUGGACUGUCUUGAGGCUUUUGAGCUGGACUUUCACCACGCCUUCCGAAGACUAUCUGCCAUUAAGCUUUCGGAAGUAGAGACGGAAAAUCAGAGGAAAGACGUAGCAGGCCGUUUCUUCAAGACAAAUGACUCGCCGCGGCAAGAGUCCGACUCGAGGGAACGCAUCGGCAAGUGGCUUGAGAAGUGGUCCGCACGCGUAAAAGAAGACUGGGGCGAUAGCUCAGACGCUGAACGGCAGGACGCCAUGCAAGCUGUCAACCCCAAGUUUGUUCCCCGCUCCUGGAUCCUUGACGAACUCAUAGAACGUGUUGAAAAGAAGGAUGAGCGCGACAUCUUACCGCAGAUCAUGAAACUCAGUCUCAACCCCUUCCAAGAAAGCUGGGACUGGGAUGAAAGUGAGGAAGAAAGGUUCUGUGGCGAUGUUCCCAAGUACAAGGGCAUGAUGCAGUGUAGUUGCAGUUCGUAG
Cucurbitaria berberidis CBS 394.84 is the source of this 1857-nucleotide messenger RNA. RefSeq names its product UPF0061-domain-containing protein. The coding region runs from base 1 to 1857 and encodes 618 amino acids. The transcript is spliced from 2 exons. The record is from RefSeq and is a predicted model, not a curated record. Lineage: Eukaryota; Fungi; Ascomycota; Dothideomycetes; Pleosporales; Cucurbitariaceae.